Penicillium soppii is the source of this 1044-nucleotide messenger RNA. RefSeq names its product GNAT family N-acetyltransferase. The transcript has a single exon. The record is from RefSeq and is a predicted model, not a curated record. Gene Ontology annotation, cellular component: NatA complex. Lineage: Eukaryota; Fungi; Ascomycota; Eurotiomycetes; Eurotiales; Aspergillaceae. The coding region runs from base 1 to 1044 and encodes 347 amino acids. Gene Ontology annotation, biological process: mitotic sister chromatid cohesion.
AUGGCAUACCAACUCUUUGCGAAGAGUCAGAAACUGGCGACUUCACCUUCUUCACCUUCCUCGUCCCCAGUCAGCCGUAGCCCCGCGCGCCCACCCAUUCAUCUCCCUCCUGUCCAACCGCCUAAAUCGGCUGUCGCAAACACGUCCGGGCCAACACGCUCGAAAGAGGAGGUCUUCGAUCCAUAUCUACAUGAUAUCCCGGCUGGCAUUGCGACUUCACAUCCUCAUAUCACGGUCGAAAAAGUCCACACCGCACAUAUCCCCUCUUUAACGCGGAUCACGGGCUUACUCCUUCCAAUCCGAUAUCCAACCUCUUUCUACACAGCUACCAUAACAGAUCCGGUUAUUGCUUCUCUGUCGCGAGUUGCUAUUUAUCAUGACCACCCUGUUGCUGCUUUUCCGCAGUCUGGCCCUUCUACUGGCGCAAACAAAGUGAUCGGUGGCAUUCGGUGUCGUUUGGAGAGAAUUCCACUGCCAGAAGACUCAAGCCAAGAACCGCAAACUCAGAGCAACAGAGAUCAGACAAAUUUAUACAUCCAGACUCUGCAUCUACUUUCACCCUACCGGGGCAACGGUGUAGCAGCGUCGUUGCUAAAUUCACUUCUCUUUGCGUCACCGCCAGACCGCAAGAAAGAAUCCUACCGAGUGUCCGGGCUUGUUAAACAUUACAAUAUUCGCUCUGUGACAGCACAUGUUCACGAGGCAAAUGAAGAAGGGCUGGAGUGGUAUACUGCACGUGGUUUUAGAAUCGAUGGCCAUGUAGACGAAUACUAUCGUCGCUUGAAACCCACGGGUGCUAAAAUCGUGCGGAUGGAUCUACACUGGGACGAAACGAAAACAGUUAUUCUGGAAGAACACAGUGUUCGGGAGACAUCUUCUCGCAGUGAAACAGAGGACGAAGACUGGGAGAAGGUGGAAGCGGAAGAUGGAGAUGAAGGUGAUCAUGGCGUGCGGCAUUUGGGCGAGUCACAGGUCUUUGAAAAUCAGGACACGACUUCGCGCAAGCGCAAGGCCGAAGAUGAUCACAAGCUCGUAAACAAGUGA